Messenger RNA from Ectocarpus siliculosus, 3472 nucleotides. NCBI's taxonomy places the organism in Eukaryota, Phaeophyceae, Ectocarpales, Ectocarpaceae. The record is from the annotation of a GenBank genome assembly.
GUCAGCUUGCAUGACGACAGCGCGGUCCAUCACGCUCAAUUCAAGUCCUACUUGCACCGUGCCGACAAGUUCAAUACGCAUUGGACAACAUGGGAGGGCCAGACAAAAGCGUGCACUCUGAUCGGGAUCGCAAUGGCUCGGAGCCUCACAGCAUCUGCAGCAUUGAGGGCCACAGCACCGUCGAUGUUAAAACUGGGGAGUUGCUGUGGGAACCUGAAGAGCGCAAGGAGGAGGAGCCGUACACCUGCGCUCGGUCAUGCGGCUGUCCAACCCCGUUUGAUGGGCACAACAUCACGCUCAAGAGCGUGCUUCAUUGGAUCACGAGCAACCGCGUUGAAUGGCUGGCCGGCAUCACUACGGGGCUGACCGCCGUGCCCACUGCCGUGGCUUUCGCCAUUCUGGCGGGCGUGCAGCCGUCCGUGGGUCUUCGCGGAACUUGGAUUAUCAUGCUUGUGAUGGCUCUCUUUGGAGGGCGCACCGGUAUGGUGUACAGCAACUCGGGUAGCAUGGGCGUGAUCAUAGAGCCUUUUGUGGCUGAUGAAGGCACGGAGAUGGUGUUCUACGCCUUUAUGCUGGCCGGUAUCAUCCAAGUCGCGCUGGGCUUUCUAGGCGUUGCGAAGCUUCUCCGCCUGAUGCCCGUGAGCGUCAUCAUCGGCUUCGUGAACGGACUGGCCAUCGUUCUCUUCUUGGCGCAGAUGAAGAGUUUCCAGGAGGGCCUCUCUCUCGGGGGCUCUGGCGGCGACGACGACGAAGGCGACGACUCCAGGCGCCGCCUCAACAGCUUCUCGGUGUUCACUGACGGUUCCGAGUGGCUGAGCGGCUCACAGCUGUGGUACACGCUGCUCAUCGUGGUCGUCACCAUGAUCACGAUUGUCGUGUACCCCAUGCUGACCAAGAAUUUGAAGGGAACCUGGGCUGUGUUGAAGAUGCUCCCUCCUAUCCUGGUGGGUAUCAUCGUGGCUACGGCAGUGGAGUGGGUGAUCGUGCGCUUCGCAGCCGGACACGACGGGACGAGAACCUUGGAGGACAUUGCCAACGACGUCGGCUCAUUCCCACAGCCUGCGUGGUUCGACGACGAGUUUGACAUGCCUCCCCUGAACGGCAGCACGUUCGCGACAAUACUCCCAACGGCAAUCAGCCUCAUGGCCGUGGGACUUGUGGAGUCUCUGAUGACGGUCCGCUUGGUGAACGAGAUCACGCAGACGUCAUCCAACAUCCAUCGCGAGGCUAUCGUGGGCGGCGUGGGCAACUUCGUGGCCGGGGUGUUCGGCGGUCAGGGCGGGAACUCAGAAAUCGGACUCACGAUGGUGAACGUCGAGUGCGGUGGGCGGACGCGCAUCGCUGCGACAGUAUCAGGGCUUCUCGUGCUUUUCGUGGUGCUAGGGGCAUCUCCGGCGAUCAACCUCAUCCCACUGGCAGGGCUCGUGGGUGUAAUGCUCGUUAUCGCUUUCAACACGUUCGAUUGGGGGAGCACUCUGAUGGUGCUUGCAGCUGCGCUCCCGGAAAGGUAUCGCUCGCACAAGGCGGUGUUUGAGAAGAAGAUCUCGCGCGCUGACGCCCUGAUUAUUGUGGUGGUGACUGUGGCCACCCCGUUCACGAAUCUGGCCAUCGCGGUCGGCAUCGGUAUCGCCGUUGCGUGCCUCGCGUUCGUGUGGAAAAAUUCGGAGGCGGUCACCGCCCAAAGUUACUUCCGUGCAGGUUACGACGUCAAAGAUCCUGCAAUCAUUAAGGUUUACGAGAUCAUGGGCAACCUUUUCUUCGCAUCCAGCGAGACGUUCCUCAACCUCUUCGAUCACCGCAACGACCCUCCCAUGGUGGAAGUCCAUUUGCACACGGCCGAUAUCGAAGACUUCAGUGCCAUGAAGACCCUCGAGACUCUUGGAGAGCGCUAUGCGAACGCCGGCAAGAGGCUCCGCCUGCGCAGGAUAAAAAAGGAAUCUCUGCGCGUCCUGACCAAGGCCCAGGCACUCAUGUCGGAUGAUAUGGACGUCGUGAUGGACGAGGACCCGCUCGUGCCCCAAGUGUCGCGCCACCCUAAGGGCGUGGGAGAAGCCCUCAUCAUCAACUUCUUCGACAGGGACCCUUACACUCGUCGCCACAGAUCCCGGUCCAUGGCAGAAGUAGCGUACCCGUCGCCGGACGACGCUGUUGUGGCCACCGCUGUCACCAACGGCGGUGGCGUGCUGAGCACCGCCUCUGGGGACUAUGACCACGGUGGUGGCGUCCCGAGGCUCACGUCGGCUGAGGUUUAAAGACGCUAAAGGCACUGCUGCUUUGACGGCGUUCGUCGGAACGGGCGAAUGCAUGGCAAAUGUGAAAGUUGUGGUUGUGCGUUUUAUGUUUAGGUGAGCGCCGGAUUGAAAACGACGGUCGGCGCCCCUCGUGCUUUGUGUCGUGCAAAGCUUGCGGUCUAUCGCUGUCAUUGUACGCAGAUGCAUUUCUGUCUCAUACAUGUUGACCAGUUGGAUGAAUCUUGGGCGAGUCGAGGGGAAGAGAUUGAGGCGUCGGAGUCGUUUUUUGCUGCGCGUACGGCAGUGCCCUCUAUUUUUGAUUGCCUACUUUUGGAAUGCGCUGCUGCUCCUGUAAGUUUGUUUUGGGAGAAGAGAAACGACUGCACAAGUUGAUACAGGUACAGCCUCUGGCGGGCUCCACAGGUAAGUUAAUAUCGACUUUUGAAGACUGACGUUUACAUACGAGCACAAGAGCGGUUUUUGAGUGUUACAUUCGAUUUGUCGGGGGUUACGUACCUCAGAGCGACACUUGUUUGCAAUUGUGUUGUUUUUUUCUUCUUGUCAACGGGAUUUUCAGAUUUUCAUCCCUUCCUGUAUAUGGUCUGUUGCCGCAAUCUGCGCAACUGUUAAACUAUUUUGUGUUUGACUUGGAUUUGCUCGGGCGAAUGUUUUUUUUGGUGUGCUGUGCUUGGCGUGUAGAAUGAAGGGCCCGUGGUACAAUCCCGUUCCGAACCGUUGUGUAGGGCCAUCCCCUUCCAAGUGCAAUAUGAAGUGUCCCUGCUUGGGUCAUUCAAGUGGGACACGAAGUAAGAUGCGCUUGGUAAAUUGACGCUGAAGAAUAAAUACGCUGCGAGUUCGAGUGUCAGCGUCAGAAACAUUGAGGACACCUUAUUCUUCAUGUGUGCCGGAGAACGCCAACUGCGCCAGUGCGUACGUGGGUGGCUCAGACGGCGCGAUUAGAUGGGUGUUAACUGUUGACACCAUUUUUGAUUUUGGAGACAAGCAGGGAAGUGGAUCUAGGCGUUACACGGACAGUUUUGCGCUGUUGCCGUCGUGCCUUGUGUCGCGCGACGUAGGCCUGUGCUUUGAAACGCAUGGGAGGGUUGGCAAGGAUCAAGAAGGGCCAGCGGUAACUCAACGACCGGGUGGAAUGAUAGUUAUCCAUGUCGGUGGGGGAACAUUAUGCGCACCAUCAGUAAACGAGACUUUAACGAACACCACGAUCUCCUCGUGGAACGUCC